Molecule: messenger RNA, 769 nt
Organism: Triticum aestivum (bread wheat)
Lineage: Eukaryota; Viridiplantae; Streptophyta; Magnoliopsida; Poales; Poaceae
Exons: 1
Coding region: 211-534 (107 amino acids)
Source: RefSeq, a predicted model, not a curated record
ACACCGACUCGGACACGCCAACGCCUUCGGUCGAAGCAAAGCAACAUCCGUCCAUAAUAAAAGCGGAAGCUUUGCUCUCACGGAUACACCUUCUCCUCCCAUCCAAAUUCCAAAGAAGCAAAAAGGCGGAGCAGAGCAAGACCAAAGCGGCCAGUCUCUUGCAAGCCUCGCCGCCGUCGCCGCCGGCUGAUCAGCUCCGGUGCGUGCGGGAUGGGCAGCGGGAGGCCGGCUGCGUGGCGGACGUGCGCGGCGGCGGCGGCGGCUGCGUGCGCCGUGCCGGUGGCCUUGUCACUGGUGCUGCUCUGGCUGCCCCUGCUUUGCUGCGCCGUGGCCGUGGUCCGGUUCCGGCGGGCGAGGAGGAGGAUGAUGCAGAUGUGCGGCGGCAGCACAAGAGGCGGCGGGCGAUUUGGGGCGGUUGACGCCGGCGAUCGGCUGGGGCUGCUGCAGAAGUACCUCGAGGAUCAGCUGGAGCUCGUCGGCGCGGAGGCAGGGGGGCUCCUCCGCGACCUCAGACAAGAACAGUGCAGCGGCUGACGGUCGCGUUUUCCUUGUUCUUUUUGGAGGUCUGUAGGAUGGCUAAUGUGAUACAGUACGAGUUUGGGAGAGGCCGAGACGAUUUUGGUCGUGUUUUGUUCUUGGUGAAAUGGAACAUCGAGAAAUUAGGGACUACUACUUUUGUUUUUGCGAAAUUAGAGGAAUUAGAGACUGCUGCUAGUAUUUCUUGUCACCGUGAUUAACAAGAUGGGAAAGAAAGAGAUCGGCUACUAAA